AUGGAUGAUGUACUUAAGCAGUUGGAAGAUGCAGCUACUGCACAACUGCUGUCGGUAAAGUCGGAAGAUCGUAAACGAGCAGAAGAGAAGAUUUUACAGUUCCGUUCAUGCUCUGAGCCUUACGAAAUCUGCACUGUUAUUUUAACUCGUUCAAAUAAUGAUUGUCUGCUAUAUGAAGCUGGUCGAUGUCUGUCCCAUGCAGUGGUUAGAGAAUGGAAUUCUGUUUUCUCUUCGUCAUUUGAAAGUGUAGACGGCUGUAAAGCACUGCAGCUUCUAACUUUCAUCUUGGAAUGGUCACAAAGUCGUGGAUUCGAGUGCGGUCCUGCUGCUCGUCAGCGAAUUUUAAGCGCUGCUGGAGCACUCGUUAAAAGAGCUUCAGCAGCCCAUGCCGAAAAACUUGCUGCUGCCUGGAGAUCUACAAAGGUUGAUGAAAAUGUCAUUCAUACAACUAGCCUAGGAUCUCGAAUACUUACCACACCACCAGAUGAUCCAGGACCUGCUUGUUGGUUAUUGAUUAAGUUGAUUGAACACAUCGAAGAGUUGAUCCAGCCGCUUACACAAUCAGACUUAUCUGGCAUAAAUAACGAUCAAGAACCUAUUUUUAAACGAGGAUUAUUAGGUCUGUUUAUAUUGUCUGCAUUAUUGGAUGAAUUUUCCUACUCCGAAGACAGUGCACAGUUGAAUAUGCCAUUGGAAGCACAUGUUUUCCUUCGAGCUAGAUUUCAGGACUAUGAACUAGUACGAUUAUUUAAAAAUUUACUUUGCUUAGCAAAUCAACUGUUAGUUUAUUGGUCAUCACUGGACUGUUCAGCAUUAAGUCAAGGACAAAGUGAAGUUGUAUUCAGAGUAAUAAGUUGCCUGGAUAUGAUUACAGGUUGGGAUUUCUUACCACGUGAACUUAUUCGUUUUCAUGCCAGUCAAUUAAGACGUUCUGAUCAAGAAGCUCGUUUUCGUCCUAGUGAUAAAUGGAGUGAUACGAUGGGAACAGAUGCCUUUCCGAGGACUUUAUUACUAUUUAUUAAAUUACACACAUGGGUUCGCGGUUCAGAUCUGCUUGGUGCACGAACAUUGUCAUGUUUAGUUCGCUUCUCUUUAAUGUCUGGCCCUCUGAUUUAUCCAAUUUCUUCAUUAACUUGUAUAAAUAAUAAUUCAUCUUACCACAAUGGAAUUUCUUCAUCAAAUUAUAAUGAAAAUCAAUCACUGGGUUCACCAAGUACAAUGCAUUACCUAAUACUAAUUGAAAAUUUAAAUUGUUGGUUAGGAAAAGAAAUACCUAUGGAAGAUCCCAUACAAUUAUCAUUCGAGUCGCUCACAGAUCAAAUACCAGGAAUACGUAAUGAAAUAUCUAAUCGAAUAGCAGAUAGUCGUUCAAUUCCAAGUAUAACAUUAGAAAAUUUAUUACCAUAUGAGUUAUCUAUCUUAUCUGAAUUCAUACUUAAUUUAAUGUUGAAUAGUUCACGUGCAUGGGAACCUGUUGAACGAGUUUUAUCAUUGCCUAAAUUCAGCUCACAAGAAUCUUUAUCUAGUGAAAUAUGCCAGUCUAUGUUUCAUAUUGGUUUAAUUAGUUUAUGGGUGAUGGAUAAAUUCUUUGCUUUUCUUUCUUCCCUAUUAAUACAGUGUAUACGAAUACAGACAGAAUGUUCCACAGAUGGAGAUGAUAAUGGUCAGUUAGCUCAUGAAGCUGUUGAACGUUUAUUCAACUGUUGGAGUGAUCUUCUUGAUUUAAUCCCAUCAUCGUUAAGUGAACAGGCACGAUCUCAAAAGAAUCACAAUCUAACAACAAUUGGUUCUACUGAUGAAGAUAAUUCACCGUUGCCUUUAACUACUGGACAAGUACAAAACUCUGACCAGUUGGCUCAGAAAAUGAAAAAGCUACUUGGAUUGUUACGAAGUAGUAAUUCAUCACGACAAUCACAAUUAUUCCAAUUUUUCCUUGCAUCCAAAAUGGCUCAACCGGUUGGUUUACGUCGAACUUGCAGUCAUGAUAAUAAUGAAGAGAUAGAUCUUGAAUUGGAUGAAGAUGAUAUGACUUCUUCAGAGGAUAGUUUAUUCGCUGUAGGAUCUUGUGGUUUAUCUACUCCUGAAGAAUCAGUCACUACACUUGUUCGUUUAAUAAAUGAACGUGUUACCCAACUGAUUCAAUUACAAAGCUGUGAAUCUUUAAAAUCAAUUGAUUUAUUCGAAGAUAUUCAUUGGCUAUUAUUGAUUAGUGGACAUUUUCUUGUCUCUGGUCCUGCAUCAUUAACAAGUGUUCUACGAAUGGGUUCUCCAUGGGAUACACAAUUCUCAAUACCUCAUCAAAUUUUAUAUCUUGGUUCUAAUGAUACAGUUGAUGUGAUAAAUAGUCGUCGUUUAAUAUUAAUGUCUAUUGCACAAUGUCCUGAUAUGAAUAGUAGUUGGCCUCCAGACAAUUUACCAUAUACACAGAUUCCUUCUUUAAUAAUUUUGUUAUGUUCUCUCUUCCGUCUAUUAUGGUUACAAGCUGCUUAUGGUGUUGGGAGUGCUCAAUUGGUUACGGAUAAUUUUUGGUUAAUGACACGUUUAGCUGUCACAUAUUUCUGCCAUAAUGUAGUCGAUCGGGAUACAUUAAUGUCUAAUAUUUCUCGAUCACCGAUCAUGACAAUACUUCAAGCUGAAUCUGUUCACCCAUUACCAGCACAUCAAGGUGUAUUUUUGUCAAAUAAAACAUAUAACGGAGAAAAUCAACUUUCAGAGAGAAAAGAAAAUCUAUUGCCAGAAAGUUGUAAUGAUAUAAAUCGAGUUUGUAUUCAAGGUUUAUUAAUGUGUGUACGUUUAGCAUUAGAUAAAUGGUCACACGAACCCCAAGCACUAAGUUCACUAACGCGACUAUUGAGUGUGCUCAGUUUGCAUUCACCUAAUUCAUCAUCUGAUUUAGCUUGUUCCGCGUGGUAUGACAUAUGUACGCUUGUCGCUGGUCCUCAGGCUUCAGAACACACAUGGCCUAAUUUGUCGACAGAUAGUUUAAUUCAAUUAGUUGAAGCCUGUUUAUGCGGUAGUUGGGCAAUUGAUAAAACAAAACUAUCAUCAUCGGCAUUAGUUCAGCAGCAGCAUCAAAGUAAUGAAGAUGUCUCCGAUACUUUGCUGCUUCAGCUUAUCCGCGAGAUUCGAGAACAUGUUCUUCGUGUAAUCAAUGUUCUUACCCAUGAUGAAGCGUCUUUCAGUUCACUUCAAGAUUCUACAUCCACUAAUAUGUUGGUUAAUUGUACAGCUGUUUUAAGAGGUGUUUCACGUGCUGUAGGAUCAAUAGCAACAAACAGUAACUCAACUACCGAUUUAGUUUCAUUAGUUUGGAAUGGUCUUUUAGGUCCAUUCUUAUCACAUAGUGCAAAUUAUUUAGUGUUGAAAUGUCAUAAUUAUUCAGAAGCUUUACAAUCAUUAUUCUCUUUAUUCACUGAUGUUGCUGAUUCCUGUCUGAUUUAUUUGGCCGGUCUUCCAUCAUCAUCAUCAUUUUCAGAAUCAUUAUUGAAUAAUGAUUCUACAGUUGUACAAUCAUCAUUGGAAACAAAUAAUGAAACUAGAAAUGGUUGUGCUACUCCAUAUGCUUCUGGUUCAUUUUUAAAUUGGACAGUUGUUCUAUGCAAACAUUAUACUAAAAUUACACAAGGUAAAUAUCCACGGUCUCAAUCUAGGUAGAUAUAAUUAGUGUUCUGUUCUUUCAAAUUGUUAGUGUUGUGUUAAAUUGUGCUUGGUCAGAGUAAACUGUCAUUACAUUUUAUUUAGUUUAUAUUGUCGUUCACUGUUGUCAGUAAACGAUUAAUGUUUAUAUUAUAAUUGAGUUAAAGCUAUAUGGUUUCAAUAUAACAAUGGAAUAUGUGGAAUAUGUGAAAUUAUCUCCAACCAAACUUAAACUAUAACCCACCCCAUCAAUAACUCUACUCAAUCCUCAAAAAAGAGUGCAAAAUUGUUAUUAUCAUUCGAACUAUUGAAAAUAUAGUGUAAAACGCAUAGGUGUUUAAGUAGUGUCUGCUUUUUUUUGGGGGGGGGGAAAGGAUAUCAUUGAGAACUAGUCAUUAUAAUUCUGGGAGUCAGAUUUAGUCCAAAUUCUUGUAAAAAUGUUUCAUUUACCAGUAAGUAACCUAAAAUAUCGUGAUGUAUGUAGUGUGGAGUACUUUUAAGUAGAUAAGAUGUCCCAGUUAUUCUUUUUUAAAUAUUUAAUAUUGACUUUCAAGUAAGUUAUCUAUCAUUCUGCUAUGAUGAUCUAAACUAUUCAUGUGAAUACCUGAAUUACACAGUACAUGGAUAGGGGUAUAUAUUAGUUUUUUCUGGAAAGAAUGAUUACAUUUCAAAGAAAUAUUUGUUUUAAUUUCUACCCUGAAAAUGGUAUAUUUAGGUUUGUCAUUGAAGAAAAGAAAUCUAUCAUAAAGUGUCAGAAUUUGCAUUAGAUUUCUCAUAACUGUAAUGUAACUUAAACAACUUUCCCAAAAAAAUCGGAACUAAGCUGGUUACUUCUGUUUAUCGACCUCGUGAAUAAUUCGUCUGAAUUCAAAUCAACAGAUUGGUUGAAAAUAGCAACUGAUUAUUCAAAUUGUAAUCAGCUGGGUACAUUUAUGUUUAUGUGAAAGCCAUUGUAUAGUUAAUAUAUAUUCGAAAAAUUAUUGCAUGACUAACAGUGGUAUAUACCUUCGAAAAAUUUAUAUAUUUAACCAUUAUAUGGAAGUGAAUUUCCUUAUUUCAUUGGUUUACAUGUUAAAGUUGGAAAAUGUUAUAACUUGUGAUCGCCGAUAGAGAGAGCAGUGACUUAUCGAUCGGACCAAAGAUACGUAAAACACGUGAGAAUAGCCUAGAGUUCUGAUUAGCCCUGUUUUCCGCCUAGCCCAGCCAGUUAA
Molecule: messenger RNA, 4847 nt
Organism: Schistosoma bovis
Lineage: Eukaryota; Metazoa; Platyhelminthes; Trematoda; Strigeidida; Schistosomatidae
Source: the annotation of a GenBank genome assembly